Laccaria bicolor S238N-H82 is the source of this 522-nucleotide messenger RNA. RefSeq lists its product as uncharacterized. The transcript is spliced from 4 exons. Bases 1 to 522 code for a protein of 173 amino acids. The record is from RefSeq and is a predicted model, not a curated record. Lineage: Eukaryota; Fungi; Basidiomycota; Agaricomycetes; Agaricales; Hydnangiaceae.
AUGGGCGCCAGAGGCAAAGUGGGCCGAUCCGUCCUCUAUGGGGCUCUGUUCGUGCGGCCCACCCAUGUCGCAUGGCCUAUUUUAGAGUCUCGGCCCAGUCAUUCCCAAGGCCGAAUUCUUGACAGCUCGGCCGAGUCCGCUGGCCCGCUGUUGAUGGGCGCCUGUCACACACCGCUGGCCCAUCAUUUCUGUGAAACCACUCCCAUGCCUUCCCUCGGUUCAUGUCAAUCUGCUAACAACUCUCCAGGACAGCCAAUAGAUCUUCCGUCCCCACCGGUCCCCACCCUUAACCUCGAACAGCCGCGGAUUACUCCGCACCUCGCAUCUCUGACCGUAUCGCUCAUGACCCAACAAGAUGGGCUUCAAGUUGUGACCUUGAAUAACAAGACUGAAGCGUACAAUGUGGAGUGCAGGAACAAGAUUGAGGACGAGAAGAGGGAGAAGUCGGAAGAAGUCAAGGCGUGUGCCAGGUCGCACUGGCAUGCUCGGAAGCGCCACAGACAGGAUCUCAGCUCAGUUUGA